Colossoma macropomum (tambaqui) is the source of this 1173-nucleotide messenger RNA. RefSeq names its product RAS-like, family 10, member A (gene rasl10a). The coding region runs from base 541 to 1173 and encodes 210 amino acids. The transcript is spliced from 3 exons. The record is from RefSeq and is a predicted model, not a curated record. Gene Ontology annotation, molecular function: GTPase activity; GTP binding. NCBI's taxonomy places the organism in Eukaryota, Metazoa, Chordata, Actinopteri, Characiformes, Serrasalmidae.
GUGAGAGAGAGAGAGAGAGAGAGAGAGGAGCAGCGCGUGCCAAUGCAGCAGCGACUGUGUGACCGUAGCGUAAAGCUCCGAGUUGUGGGAGGGGAAAAGAGCGCGAGAGCGCAGCACGAGGAUAAAGCAGGCAGAGCGCGAGGACUGACCGAACAGCAGCUGCUGUUUAUGUGGAGGAGAAAGACAGAGAGUGCGAGAUCAGCCUCCUGGUGAUGGACAUCUGCAUGGGGAUCAUUAAGAAAGCUGGGUCUGCAGGUGAGGAGCGAGGCUGAGCGCGAGGCUGAGCGCGAGGCUGAGCGCUGCUGGACUUCCCCAAAUGGAAAGCUGCAUCCGAGCAUCUUCAGCAUCGCUGGACCGCGCUCACAUGGUGCGCUCGGGGAAGAGAUAGCAGCAGGACAGAACUGUGGCAGUGCAGUCUUCUCACGGUGAGAGCACAUUCAGUGGCGUGAAGCUCAUGAAGAUGUUCUUCACCAUCAGACCCCCAAACCCACUUCCUCUGAGGUUUCUCUGAAGGUCUUUGGAGUUUCUGGAGCGCUGUCCAUGGUGUUGAUGCUCCACGGGAUGGUGGAGACGCUGAGCAUCGCCGUCAUCGGAGCGCCUGGAGUGGGCAAAACUUCCAUCAUCCGCCGCUUCGUUUACAACGACUUCUCUGAGAGCUACAGUCCAACCCAGGAACGAUACGUCUACAGGCCCUCCGUCAUCCUCAAUGGGGUCAUGUACGACCUGAAGAUUUUGGACGUCCCACCAAUCGCCUCGUUUCCUUCCAGCCCCACUCAGGAGUGGCUGGACUCGCGCUGCAGGGGGGUCCGUAAUGCCAGUGCCUACAUCCUGGUGUACGACAUCUGCUGCGUGGAGAGUUUCGAGUACGUCAAGAUGAUUCGACAACAGAUCGUAGAUAACAGGGAGGGCAGUAGCAGUGAGGUGCCCAUCCUGGUGGUGGGCAGCAAGCGGGACCUGCAGAGGCACCGCUUCACUCAGCGCAGGGCCGUCUCCGUGCUGGUGAAGAAAACCUGGAAGUGCGGCUACGUGGAGUGUUCGGCCAAGUACAACUGGCACGUGCUGCUGCUCUUCAAAGAGCUGCUGGGCAUCGCGGUGGCGCGCGGCCUGCGCCACAACCACACCUCCAUCCGCCUGCAGGGGGCGCUGCAGAGGAACCGCUGCUCCGUCAUGUGA